AUGUUUAAGGAGCAAAAACUCAUGAAGAAAGUUUUCACUCAACCAGUUGCUAUACAAUCACGAGGGAUAUCUGAAACAACAUUUAACAAUUGGAGUCCUGAUGGAGUUAUGGAAAGAGUUCGGAAAGGUGACUACUACCGGUAUCUCGCUGAGUUUAAGACUGACCAGGAAAAAAAAAAGGUUGCUGAACAAUCACUGAAGGGUUAUGAGGCUGCUUCUACCACUGCAAAUACAGAUCUCCCUUCAACACACCCAAUUCGUCUUGGCCUUGCUCUUAACUUCUCUGUCUUCUAUUAUGAGAUUAUGAAUUUGCUUCAGAGGUUAUUCUUAAUUCCUACGUAUUUGGUGUCAUUUCUUUGGAAAGAAGUUUAUCUGGUGUCAUUUCUUUGGAAGUAA
Molecule: messenger RNA, 396 nt
Organism: Camellia sinensis
Lineage: Eukaryota; Viridiplantae; Streptophyta; Magnoliopsida; Ericales; Theaceae
Source: RefSeq, a predicted model, not a curated record